AUGGAUCACAAGACGCUAGCAACCUCGAGCCUCAUGAUCGCGGCAUAUGCCCAAUCUGGGCAUCUAUACAAAUCCUGGAACUUGUUCUUACGAAUGGAAAGCCGGGACUUUCUUAUCUGGACGGCACUUGUGACUGCGUGUGCUGAUAUUGGUAACCUCGACGAAGCUCUUCGAGUCCUUCAUCAGAUGCCGAACUGGGAUGUGGCUCCCUGGACUGUUGUUCUUCCAGCAUUUGCCCGGAUUGGGGAUUAUGAUUCUGCUAGAAGACUAUUUGAUAGUAUGCCGUACACAGAUAGGAUCUCUCAAAAUGCAAUGCUCAAUGUGUAUGGACAAGAUAAUAGGACUCAUGAAUUGAAACAGCUCUUCCGCAACAUGCCCGAGUGGGAUAUCAUAAGCUGGACUUCUAUGAUGGCUGCAAAUGCCACACAAGGUAAUGUGGACGAUGCGCGAGGCUUGUUUGACAGGAUCCUGCAGCGGAACACUGUGGCAUGGAACACCAUGAUCCAGGCUUACGCCGAGAAGAAUAACCUCCAUGAGGCUCUCUCGAUGUUCAUGGCGAUGGAGCAGCCGGAUGUCAUCUCCUGGACGCACCUUACUGCUGUCUUCUCUGAAAAUGGAUUCCUUGAUCAAGCAAAGUUCAUGUUUGACAGGAUCCCUCUGCGAGAUAUGGUCUCUUUCAAUGGAAUGCUUGCGGCUCUCCUCAAGAACGAUUGUCUUGAUGAUGCCAAGGCAAUGUUUAAUGAGAUCCCGGAGAGAAACCUGGCAUCCUGGAAUCUCUUGAUCGGUGGGUUCUCGGACCAAGGAGAGCUUGACGCCGUGAAGCAUUCGCUGGAGAUAAUCCCGCAGCGAGACUUCAUCUCGUGGAACUCAUUGGUGGCAGUCUAUGUCCAAGCUCAUCAGCUCGACCAAGCAAAAGCCGCUUUUGACGAACUUCCCCAGCGAGAUUGGUCGUCAUGGAAUCUCUUAGUCUCGGGUUACGCUCAAACAGGAAAACUCCAAACAGCGGCACAAUGGUUCGGUCGAAUGCCGCAGUGGAACGUUGUCUCAUGGAACGCUCUCAUCGCCGGCCAUGCCAAGCAUGGCGUCGAGUCGAUUGCAUUGAAUCUCCUCUCAAGCAUGAGCCUGGAAGGAGUAAUACCAGACUCAACCACAUUUAGCAGCCUUUUGGCCGUCUACAGCCACAAAGGGAGCCGAGAAAUCUUUGGACUCAUGGUCCAAGACCACUGGAUCGAUCCGAGCUUACAGCAGUUUUGCGGUGUGGUGGACGCCUUGGGCCGGAGUGGCAAGCUGAGUGAGGCUGAGGAGCUUGCGUCUGCCAUGCCUUAUUUGCCAAACUGUGCGGUAUGCAAUGCACUGCGUGUAACAUCCAUAGCGAUGUGA
This is a messenger RNA of Selaginella moellendorffii, 1380 nucleotides long. Its product is annotated as pentatricopeptide repeat-containing protein At4g02750. Gene Ontology annotation, molecular function: RNA binding; protein binding. Lineage: Eukaryota; Viridiplantae; Streptophyta; Lycopodiopsida; Selaginellales; Selaginellaceae. Gene Ontology annotation, biological process: RNA modification. Bases 1 to 1380 code for a protein of 459 amino acids. The record is from RefSeq and is a predicted model, not a curated record. The transcript has a single exon. Gene Ontology annotation, cellular component: intracellular membrane-bounded organelle.